Aspergillus japonicus CBS 114.51 is the source of this 1430-nucleotide messenger RNA. RefSeq names its product DNA/RNA non-specific endonuclease. Gene Ontology annotation, molecular function: metal ion binding; nucleic acid binding; single-stranded DNA endonuclease activity. Gene Ontology annotation, cellular component: mitochondrial inner membrane; nucleus. Lineage: Eukaryota; Fungi; Ascomycota; Eurotiomycetes; Eurotiales; Aspergillaceae. The record is from RefSeq and is a predicted model, not a curated record. Gene Ontology annotation, biological process: apoptotic DNA fragmentation. The transcript has a single exon. Bases 268 to 1287 code for a protein of 339 amino acids.
GAAACUGUUGCCGAAGGGGAAGUUGAAAUCCUUUCAAUGAAUGUUGAUUGUUGUUUCUUUAUACUUCGGAUCAUCUGAUUGCCGCGCUCUGAUUGGUCAAGCGCGGACGGGACUGCGAUCGCGACUGUUUUUGGAGAUCCGAUUUUUGUCCGACUUUCUUCGCCUUCUUCCAUCCUCCAGGCUAACCUCAACCCUUUCCUCUUCCUCUCUCCGCGUCUUCACCCCUUCUUUCACCCCUCCCUUCCUCCCACCCUCCUACCGGACACCAUGUCCAAGGCCACUUUCGCCGCCAUCGCUGCGGCCAGUGCAGCCACCGGUGCCGGUCUGACGGCUCUCUUCUACUCAUCCUCCGCUCCGCGACCCCAGCAACCUCAGCAGCAACAGCAACAACAACAAGUCCCACCACCUCCCUCUCCCAUCGCUGCGCCCUCCCCCGCCGCCAUCCGCCCUCCCGCUCCUCCCUCCCUCACCCCUAAGCCCGCCACCGCCGGCGGACUCUCCCCCGUCGACCCGACAGGCAUCUACCAAUAUGGCUUCCCCGGCCCCGUCGCGGACACACUCAUCUCGGCGCCGCUGGCGGGCGCCUACGACCGGCGCACGCGCAAUCCGUCGUGGGUGGCGGAACACAUCACGCCGCAGUCGCUGGCGAUGAAGAACGCGGACCGCAAGAACAGCACGUUCUUCGAGGACGCGACGAUCCCGCCGAUGUUCCGGGCGAAGCUGUCGGACUACUUCCGGUCCGGGUACGACCGGGGCCACCAGGUGCCGGCGGCGGACUGCAAGUGGUCGCAGGAGGCCAUGGACGGGACCUUUGCGCUGAGCAACAUGUGCCCGCAGGUGGGCGAGGGCUUCAACCGGGACUACUGGGCGCACUUCGAGGACUUUUGCCGCGGCCUGACCAAGAAGUACCCGUCGGUGCGCGUCGUCACCGGCCCCCUGUACCUGCCCACCCGCGACCCCGCCGACGGCAAGUGGCGCGUCUCCUACGAGGUCAUCGGCAACCCGCCCAACGUCGCCGUGCCCACCCACUUCUACAAGGUCAUCUACGCCGAGGAGGGCCCCGCGGCGGCUGGCAAGGUCGCCCUCGGCGCGUUUGUCCUGCCCAAUGCCCGCAUCCCCAACGACAAGCGUCUGGCCGACUUUGAGGUGCCCCUCGAGGCUGUGGAGCGCGCCAGUGGCCUGGAGUUCGCCGCCAAGCUGGAGGCCGGUCGUCGGAAGCGUCUGUGCCAGGAGACUAAGUGUGAUAUCGUUGUGCGCGAGUUCAACAACGCCUCCAAGCGUUCUUAAUGUGGGAUGUAGUCAGGUCUAGUUACCUGAAAGGUUGGAAGAAGGUAGAUGGGUGCCGGGUUUUAUGUACUCUAGAUGUGUUUGGGUAUCAUAUCAGCAUUAUUCCCUCGUCCGCGCGGCUUUUCGAAUGUCGGACAUGUAUA